Calliphora vicina (urban bluebottle blowfly) is the source of this 10694-nucleotide messenger RNA. RefSeq names its product Formin homology 2 domain containing (gene Fhos). Gene Ontology annotation, biological process: cortical actin cytoskeleton organization. Gene Ontology annotation, cellular component: cytoskeleton; cytoplasm. Gene Ontology annotation, molecular function: actin filament binding. Bases 773 to 9625 code for a protein of 2950 amino acids. Lineage: Eukaryota; Metazoa; Arthropoda; Insecta; Diptera; Calliphoridae. The transcript has 24 exons. The record is from RefSeq and is a predicted model, not a curated record.
CUACAUACAUAUCUCGCAGUGAUCUAAACUAAACCAGAAAAAAAUAAAUAAAAAUUACAUAAAAACUGUUUUUCAAAUUAAUACAAAUUGGAAAAUUUAAACAAAAAUAUGCCCUACAUUGCAAAAUAAUGUGAAUGUGAAUGGAAAUAAUAAUAAAAACCGAAACUAAAAUAAAUGUAAAAUAUAAAUAUUAAGAAUAAAUAAAAUCUUUCUCACUCCCACCUUUUUAUAUACAAAACUAAACAUGUUUACAUUUCAUAAACAACCAACAGCAACAACAACUAAGAGUAGCAGAAAAAUACAACAACAACAAUACCAACAACAAGAAAAUCCAUGCAUGAUAUAAACAGUUUUGUUUAUAUAUAAAAAAACAACAACAACAACAGAAAUUGUGCUUCUUUUAUUUACCUCAUUUUCCUCUCCUAACAAAAUGAAAACUCUCUCAGGUUGUUGUUGUCGAUGCUGAUGAUGAUGUUGAUGAUAAUUAUUUGUUCAUUCUAUAGUGGGAGUCUUAAAAUGUGCCAAAAUAAAUAACAACAAAAAAGAGAAAUAAUAAAGAAAUACAUACAUUGGUAUAAUAGUGUUUUUGUAAUUCUUUCUUGUGUAAGUUUUAUACAAAGCAACAAUAAUAACAAAUACACUCGUAUGUACGUAACAGUAAAUGAAAAUAAUUAAGCAGAAUAAACAGUGUUUACAAUUGGUAUUCGAAAUAAAAAACAAAAUUGCAACCAGUCAAAUAAAGAAAUAAAGGAAAAUAUCUACAAAAUUAACAAUGUCGUAUCGCAGUACUUAUACACCUUGGAAAUCUUCAUUGUCUCCCAAUUACAAAACUGGUGCCUCUAGUGCGUACUCCUCAAGAGAUGAUGUCAGCUCCACCUCCCGUUACAGCUCUUUGGCUUCUCCCAGUUCAUAUAGACCCUCCUUUUCGGGAGGAACAUAUCGUUUGAAACGUGAUACCCCCAUAGUGCCAGCCUCUUCAUAUGUCAGCCGUUAUUCAGCGGGUACUUCAGCAUCUGCUGCUUCGAAACCAGACACCAGCAGUACCAGUGAUUCCUCUGGUCCUAAGGUGGGCCAACUAAAACGUUAUGGCUCCACAGCUAGCAAUUUGGGUAAAUAUUCCAGAGAACCUAGUCCGGCAGCUUUGGAACAUACAAAUCGCAUAAAAAGUAGAGAUCCCAGUCCGGCCACCAGAAGUCUGAGAGGGAAAUCUAGAGAUCCUAGUCCGGCUUUGGAUACAAAAUGUAAAAUUGGUUAUGGUUCCUCUACAAAUUCUUAUAGAAUGAAUGUGCCCAAGUCCACAACCAGCAACACAUAUGGAACACGUUAUGGCAGCUCAUCAACAGCAAGAACACCAACAGCUAUCAGCUCCUCGACUUCCAUUUCCUAUCUAUCAAAUAGUGAUUUCAAGGCACGAUCCAUAAGUAAAGCCCGAGAGGUAGCCACACGCAAGUCCAAUGAAAAGGAAUUGGAAACACCAGAUGCUGAAGAUAAAAGCCAACAUGAGGAAAGGAAACAUGAAGCCACCACUGCAACCGAGGACUCAACAGCCUCUUCGGCCACCGAGGAAGAGGAGGAGGAGGACGAUGAAGAGGAAGAGAAAUUUGUAUCAGUGAAUGUAUGUACAAGACCCACUUCACCCACACCGCCUGGAGCGGCCGCUACCACCACUGUACAUCGUACCAGACGCAUAGAAAUUGCCAAAACUAUAGAGAAAACCAUACAACGUUCCACCAAGAAAAAGAAAACAUUAGACAAAAGCAUACAAUCCGAUCGUUUAGAUGAUUCCACACGUUAUUCAAGAUUUGGCUUAGGCAGUCGUGUCUCUUCUCCAUACAGUCCUCAUACAGAACGUUAUACCUCCUCAAGUUUACGCUAUAGUCACAGUCCACUUUCCACUACUUCCAAAUCUUCCUCACUAAAUUCCACUUCGGAAAGUAAAAAAGAUGAAGUAUCGGCUUCCUCCACAUCAUCAAGUAAUAAGUCUACAAAAUCUCCAAUUGCAAGCAAAUCAAAACUUUCUCCUCCCAAAUCCGUCAAAGUAAACUCAAGACAAUCUUCGGUGGAGAAUUUAAGUGCCCACAAGCCACCAGCUGCCCCCAAAGGAGAAUCUCCCACAAAAACUUCUUCAUCGUCAAACAGCAUAGCUACUAAACUGCCUAAUAAAGAUUUUCGUAAAUCGGCUCUCAAUGUGGGACCCACUGACAGGCCCAGAAAGUCCAGAACUCCCAGCACGGGCACUGAUUCUGAUUUGAAUACAGUGGAAGCUUUAAAUGGCGCCUUGCAGGCCAUACAACGUUUGGAAAGAUCUCCCAGUGCCGGCUCAGAAGUUAGCAAUGGCUCCAAUAGAUCCAUUAGGCGUACGGGUACCGAUAGUAAACUAAGACCCAGAUGUCAUAACAAAGCCUUAGCUAAUGGCUCGGUUUUGUCACCCAAAAGUCCACUGAGUCGCAAUAAUAGCACCUCGAAUAUAAAACCAAAAUCUUCCACUUCUUCCUCAAACACUACACCAUCGUCCGCGGGUUCGGCAGCCACCACUACCACCUCAUCGUCAAGUGGCACUGAAAGCUGCACAGAAAGCAAAAAGUCUAACAAGAAAAUCAUUAAGAAAAAAGCAAUUAAAGACGUCACUACCACAACAACCACUACCAACACCACCACCAGCAGCACGAGCACAACCACUAACAGUACUAAUGAUAGUCCCAACAUCAAAUCAUCUAGUGAAAAUAGCUUUUCACAACAACCACCAGCUGUUUCUGUCAACAAAGGCAAAAAGUCUGAUUCAUCCACCAGCCGUACCACCCCCAAAACCCCCUCCGAUAAAGAUCCCCUCAGACGUUUGAAAAAAUUGUCAUCGGUAUCGAACUUUUUCGCCGCACAACAGCAAGAAAACACAAAUAGCGACGAACAAUUAUACCUUGAAAGCUCUGAGAACUCAUCAGGUAAUGAUCUAGACAGAUCAUCGUCGAAGAAGAGCGUCAGUUUAACACAAGCUAACGAAACGAAAACAACGCCUUCGCCACCCGUCAAAACGAAAACUAGCGGUAGCAGCAGUAAAAGUGCCACCAAUUAUACGACAAAUUCUAUAGACGAAACCAAAAACAGUAUAGCAACAAAAUCAAACAAAACGACCUCGUCCUCGAAGUCUAAAACGAAACCAAAAACGAAAUCGAAUACGAAUAGCAAAUCUUCCAGUACUUCUACGUCAUAUUGUCCUCAGGAUACCACAACCGUUAACGAAUCGUCCAUAAUGCCCAGUGAACUGCAAACCGAAUCUUUAUCUCCCUAUACCACCACAAAUCAGACAACCUCCUCUGCUUCGGGUACCGAUCAGGAGGAUUCAAGUUGGUGGCAGGACACUAGCAGACAAAUCGAUACAGCCUCGGCUUUGGAUUUCAAUUUGAAGGAUGAAAUGCGUCUUAAGAUCAGACACAUUGAUUCGGGCGAAACCGCCUGGUGGUUGCGCAACGAUGAGGACGACACUUUGGCCGAUGAUGAUUUAAAAACAUUAAAUCAAGAGGAAGAGCUGGAAGAAGAGGAAGGGGAUGACGAGGAAGCCACCGAUCAAUUGGAAUCUCUGACUUCCACUCCCAGUGGUAAUGCUGUCAAGCUAAACGACAAACGCGGCUGGUGGAUAAACGAAACCGAUAAUGAAAAUCAAAACGAAGAUGAACAGAAUCACGAAACGAAUUACACAAAAAGUAGAUCUUCUCAUGAUUUAGAUUAUUCAGCGAAUGGUUAUUGUGUAGAAGAAGCACCUGUAGAAGCGAAACCAUUUCCCAAAAGUCGUAUUACGCCCGAAACGGACUGGUGGAAUGAGGAAAACGAAGCUGAAGCCGAAUUUACGGUUAACAAAAUUGCUUCGCCGACCAGUGACAAAUCAACCAAAAAUCUUUCCCAGUUAAGUGAUAAAUUACCCAAACAAAAUGGUUCUAUACAAUUGAAAAUCUGUCGUGUGGAAUCUGGUGAAAAGCCCUGGUGGCUGCAAGACGACAAUACAGAGGCACGACCCAACGAAACUGAAUUAACAGUAGAGGCAACUAUAGCCUUACCUAAGAAAAAUAAAGAUAAGCAGGAAAAUUCCUCUAGUAAUAGUGAUUCCAGAAGUCGCUGGAUGUCAGGACCCACCAAAAAGCUAUUCAACAUACAAAGAGCGGAAUCGGGUGAAAAAGCCUGGUGGCAGGAGGAUUCCAAUGAAUCAAAAUCGGAUAAAGAUAAUCAAACUAAAACCUAUAAACGUAAUAACUCACAGGAGCAGGAAUGGUGGUUGGAGGAAAAUCAACAGCAAAAAACUCCACCUCCCCAACAGCCCUACCAGCAAAAUGGUUACUAUGAAACACCAUUGCAGCAACAACAGCAAUUUGUUAAUACUGCAGAAGAUGAAGUAGAACUGCAGCAGUACCAACCAUCUCCUUAUAAUCACAGCAAUCUAGUAGAUUCUCAGGCGGAGCUAAGUAACUCAUUUAAUUUUGAAUAUUCCGAAAGGCCACCACCAUUGGGUCAAUGUGCCAGUCCGGUGCAACAAGAGGAAUUACUACCACCACCACCACCAAUGCAACAACAACAACAUCGCCAACUUUGUAAAUCACCCUAUGACAACAUUCCAAUGACAAAAGUUCAAACAGCCUCACAGCAGCCAAUUUUAGAAACAUCUACUAAUUUCAUGGCUGGCCCCAUUUAUCAACAAGAUGUUUACCUGAAUCAAUCACCUCUACAACAGCAGCAGCAACAACAACAACAACUGCAAACACAAUAUUUGCCUCAACAAAGGCAACCACAGCAACAGUCAAACUAUUUACAACAACCACCUACACCAUAUACUCACCCAAAUAACAAUGAAUUGCGCUCUCGCAAUGGCCAAUUAUUCAUAUCACGUCAUCAAAACAUCGAUGAGCUUUUGGGUGGUUCAUGUCGUCCCGUUAGUCCCAUGUUCUAUGACAAUAACAGCUUUCCGUUAAUGCCCCCUCAGCAACGUAACAUGUUUGUUGAGGAAAUUACACCAGACCAAGUACGCAUCCAUGACAGCACUGCACAAAUGCCCAUUAUACAACGUAUGGAGAGAGAUGACUGGCAGAGAGACUCUCCGGCGGCAAAACCAACAACUCCGCCACGAUUUGAACAGAGAAUGAUCGACGAUGCUGCCAUUCAAGUCUACAAAGAUGGUGAUUAUGGUUCCUAUUUGGAUUUGGAAUCAUCCUUGGCUGAACAGUCGGAAGAAAUUGAAGGUCUUAAUUCUAGUCGCAAAAAUUCUUUGGUGGUACGCACCCAGUUGAGUGUCAGAGUACAUGCGAUCAUUGAAAAACUCUUGUCUGCUGAAGGAAGUGACUUGAGACGUGCCUUAUUUUCGCUUAAGCAAGUCUUCCAAGAGGAUAAAGAUCUGGUGCAUGCCUUUGUGGCAUUAGGAGGACUCAAUUGUUUGGUGCGUGUUGGUAAUGGUGCUGAUCAAAACUAUCAAAAUUAUAUAUUGCGUGCAUUGGGUCAGGUGAUGCUUUAUGUGGAUGGCAUGAAUGGCGUUAUGAAACAUGAACCCACAAUGCAGUGGCUCUACUCAUUAAUCGCCUCAAAUUAUCGUUCAGUGGUUAAGACUGCAUUGAAAUUGUUGUUGGUAUUUGUGGAAUAUGCUGAAUCAAAUUGCCAUGUCUUGGUUAGUGCCAUACAUGCGGUGGACAAACAACAAGGCACAUUGCCAUGGUCAAAUAUUAUGAGACUUCUAAAAGACUACGAUAAUGCCGAUGCUGAAUUGGUAAUUUAUGCUGCUUCCCUAAUCAACAAAACUCUAGAGGGUCUCAAUGAUCAGGAUAGUUUUUACGAUGAAAGUGAUUUGUUGGAACAACAAGGUAUGGAAUCUGUGAUACAACAUUAUAUGUCCAAGCCGGGAACGGAUAUGGACUUGUUAAAUCAAUUGCAACUUUAUGAAGCAGUAUUGAAAUUUGAAGACGGUGAAUCGGAUGGUACCCGACUGCCCGACAACACUUUACGUAAGACUCAACGUUUUCGCAGUUCUACCGAUACGGCUGAACGCAGAAAAUCAAGACGUCACAGCACGGGCACUAGUCCGGGUAGUAUUAAUAAAGUCUUACCAACCCACAUGCGUUUAACACCCACCCAACCGGCCUUGGAUGAGGAUAGUUCGAGUUCAACGAAUUCGGCGGAAUUCAGUGGUGGUGUAUUUGCGGAAAAGAAACCUCGUGAUGGUGCUGGUGUUACCCCCGGCCUCAGACGUCGUCGCGAACGAGCCGAGAGACACCGAAGUUUCCUUAAAGAGCAACAGGAAGUUGCUGCAGCUGUGGCUGCCAAUGGUUUUAUGACUACGGAAGACAACAGAGGCAAUAUCGGACAACUUGUUACCGCCAUACCAGUGACAUUGAAAAAUGGCGACAGUCCUCCAGAAUCAUUAAAUAUCAUAAAUGAGAAUAAUUGCAACUACAAUAAUAACAGCAAUCAUAUCACCAAUACCACCAACAACAACCACAACAAUAAUAAUAAUAAUAACCACAACAACAAUCACAUCAAUCUAUUGAGUCCUACGAAACAAUUAUUGGGCACCAACACCAUCUCAAUUAUCAACAAUUCCUUUGAUAAAUCCAAUACAAAUAAACUACAACAUCUUCAACACAACCAUCAUCAUCAUGCGAACGCCCCAGCAGUCACCUCUCCAGCAGCAGAAUUUUACAAUAAGAAAAAUCUGUUCAUGGAACGUAAUGCCACGGUCAUUAAUGGCCUCAAGAAGAAUAUACAGCGUCACAAUACCACGGGUGAAGCCAAUAAUCUGGAAGCAGUAGUGCAUCAAAAUCACUGUGAUAAUGUUGUAAAUUAUAAGAAAUUCGAAAAUGAUGCAAAUCGUUUGAACACCUACUACAAUCAAAUCAAUAAUAGUACACCAAAGAAUCAGCAACACCAACAAUCAAUACAGUCACCACCCACCACCACCACCACCACAACAUCGCCAAUAAAACACAAUUUGUCCUCCUUAAAUUCAAGUCCAAAGAAACCCUUAAAUUCUACUACAACUUCUACUGCAACUACUACUAAUCCUUCUACAGCGGCUAGCUAUGAAUAUACACCACAAACCUCUACACCCCACAACUCGCCCCUGAAAGUGGCCGCCCAUCAAACAACAGCAUCAAUGGAGGAUAAUUUUACAACAACAACAACAUGUAGCACACCUUCAACACCUCAGCGCGUUAUGUCACCACCGGUUUCAUAUCCUGUACAAAAUGCCUAUAAUAACACUUUAAUGACCACAACAUCAGUGGCACCACCGCCUCCACCUCCGCCACCACCACCACCAGAUUUAUGGGGUUAUGCGAAUAUUAAUAUGCGUAUGCCUCCGCCUCCACCACCACCACCUUAUUAUUACCAGAGCUACAAUCAAAAUACUACUACUUCCACUAAUAAUAAUAUUCCAAAUUCCAAUCAAGCCAAUAACGCGGUAAAUACUACUAAUAAUAUAAAUCUUAACAGCAACAGUGAUCCUUCUCCUGUUGAUCUAUUACAAAUUAAUGAAUCCGAUAAUGAGGAUAAAAAACUCUUACUGCAGCUGAAACGUGAUCACACUGUUAAAGAUUUAACCCAGAAAUUGUGUAAUUUACCCACCAGUCCUACACAGGAUGAUAAAUUACAAAACCGUAUUGUUGGCGAUAUGUCGGGUUUAAUAUCGAAAGCUAAAGAGGGCCUGGCGAAAAGCAAAAGUAAAGGCGAAAUGUCAAGAUCCUCUAGUGUCGAUCAGGAAAUCAAAAAACCCGAACCUAAAAAAUCCGAAAACGAAUUGCAAUGGGAAGAAUUGGUGCGCAACAUGUCACGACCUCUCAAUUUGUGUGAUCUUGACUUUACCGAUCUGAAUUCCGAAGAUGAAAAGGACAUCCUAACACCAAGAGGCUUUGGGCGUGGCAUACCACCUCCGCCACCACCCAUUGGCGGUGUAGCACUACCACCACCCAUGAUGCCUGCACAUUUAGUGUGCCCACCGCCCAUGUCCAUGUCAAAUACCAGUAAUGGCAGUGGUGCCCUCAUACCACCACCCAUGUUCAGCUAUAGUGGCUAUGGCAAUGCCAGUCUAACCAAUAGUUUUAAUAGUUCAAUGAAUGGUUCCGUUAAUGGUGAUAUGAGUAGUAUGAAUACUAUAAAGAAAAAUAAGAAGACGGUCAAACUCUUUUGGAAAGAGGUUAGAGAGGAUCUAAUACCCAUGAGUGUGGGCAAAACCAUAUGGGAUGAAUUGCCGGCCGCCAAUGUAGAUACACAAAAAUUGGAACAUUUGUUCGAGUCCAGAGCCAAAGAUUUAAUGACAAAGAAACAACAAGAAAUGAAUAAAAGCAAAGAAGUCAUUGUGCUCGAUCAUAAAAGAUCGAAUGCCAUCAAUAUUGCAAUGACAAAACUGCCACCACCCAGAGCUAUUAAGGCGGCCAUCUUAAAAAUGGAUGCCACCGUGGUGACUAGAGAGGGUAUUGAUAAAUUGUUGAAUAUGUUACCCACCGAUGAGGAGAAGGGUAAAAUUCAAGAAGCUCAGAUGGCUAGUCCUGAGUUACCUUUGGGCAGUGCUGAACAAUUUUUAUUAACAUUGGCCUCAAUCUCCGAAUUGGCAGCUAGAUUAAGAUUAUGGGCAUUCCGUUUAGAUUUUGAUAACAGUGAGAAAGAAAUUGCUGAACCUUUAAUGGACUUGAAACAGGGCAUUGAAAUUCUUAAAAACAACAGAACAUUCAAAUGUAUUUUGUCCACCCUACUAUCGGUGGGUAUCUUUUUAAAUGGUGCUCCCGUUAAGGGCUUCCAAAUAGAGUAUUUAUCUAAGGUUCCCGAAGUUAAGGAUACAGUUCAUAAACAUUCUUUGUUGCAUCAUCUGUGUCACAUGGUUAUGGAGUCGGGUAACGAAACUACCGAUUUAUAUUCCGAAAUUGGUCCCAUUACCAGAGCCUCCAAAGCAGACUUUAAUGAUUUGGCCCAUAAUCUGGCUCAAUUAGAGCAUGAGUGCAAAGCUUCCUGGGAUCGUUUAAAGUUAAUAGCCAAACAUGAUUGUCCACCUCAGUUGAAACAAAAAUUGGUGGACUUUUUGGCCGAUUGUGCAGAGAGAAUUAUUAUUUUACAGAUGGUGCAUCGCCGAAUUAUGAUUAGAUACCGCAAAUUUUUAUUGUGGUUGGGUGUGCCUCAACACAGUGUGGCCGAUUCGCGGCCCAAUGAAUUCUGUCGCAUUGUUUCCGAAUUUGCUUUGGAAUAUCGCACCACCAGGGAGAGAGUUCAGCAGCAAAUCGAAAAGAAGGCCAAUCAUAGAGAAAGAAAUAAGACUAGAGGCAAAUUGAUUGUGGAUAUUGCCAAAUUUAAAACCAAAGAAGAUAAACAAGAUGCUGAAUUGAAAUCCCUAUUGGGCACACCCACCGUGGAUACACCCGAUGGUACUUUAACCUGGCGUCGUCGACGUGCCGAAAACUUACGUUCACCGAUUUUGCGUCAAAGCGAGGAGAAUUUCACCGAUGGUGAUGAUGAAAUCUUAGAGUCUUUAGUUAAAACCGCCACCAAAGCCCCCGGCACUAGAACCACACCCAGAGAACGUAAACGUACACGUCAUGCUGAUAGAAAAUCAUUGAAGCGUUCACGUACCCGCGAAGGAUUUACAGUUGAAAGAGUUCCAUCGCCAUAGAUUUUUAGAGCGUGAUACAUAAAUAUUUCGUCUCAAUUAUUCAUAAACACUAUAUUAAUUUAGUUUAUUUUUUAAUGUACGUCGUACUCUUAAGAACGGUUUAACCGAGGAGGAAAAACUACAAGUAGCAGCUUUAAUAAAAACCUAUUAAGAAUUCAAAUUGAAAAGAAAAUUGACUGAUUUAUUAAAUUUUGCUUAAUAAUUAUUAAAAACUUUGAUGCUAAAUUAACAGCAGACUGAAUAUGGAAAAUUAAAAAAAAAGCAAAAACCAACCACAAUUUAAAGACGAUCUCAAGAUUAAAAGGAUUUAAAUACUAUAAAUUAAGGACAAAAUAGUUUCAAAACGAAAAGGUGGUUACAGGAAUUGAAAAAGUAAACUCACUACUACAUACAAGAAAACAAUAACCAGUUAGAAAAUAUUUAUUUUAAUUGAAAUGGUUUAGGUAUUAAAACAUACAAAAAAAACGAUUAAAAUUGAAAAAUUUUAAAUACAACGAUUUUUAUUGAGUAGAAAAAAAAACUAUUAAAUUUCAUUAUGUAUAAAUAUGGAAACAGUGAAAAAAACAUUUUUAGUAUGUAUUUUAUAUUUUAAUUAUUUAAUAAUUAUUCCUAAUGAGAUUUUUUUUAAUGAAUUUUUAUGUUUUGUUUUCUUUUUUUUUAAUAAUUUCAUACAUUUUGUUUUUAAGUAUUUUAAUCGAUAAGUUAGUAAUUUUGUUAAAAAUUUUAAUUAUAAAAAAUAAGAAAUUAUAUUUAUACAUAUAUAUUUUAAUUGUUAUUGCAGCUUUUUAGUUUUGUUGUUUUUUUAACAUUAUAAAUAAAUUUUUUAUUUUAUUUUUCAUUUCUUAAACCAAAAAUAUAUAAAAAAAAUUAUCGUAAAAAACAAAUCUUAUUUAUAAUUAUAAAAAUAAACAAAUUAUAAUUUAUUUUUAAAUUUAUAUAUAAAUAUAAUGUAUAUUAAAUUAAAAAAACUAUACAUACUACUCUAUAGAAAUUAUAAAAAAAUUUCAAUAAUUUAACGAAAUCUUAUAAUUAUUUAAAUAAAUAAAUAUAAAAAUUAUUACAUAAUAAA